CCUCAAAUUCUUUCCGUCGAAUUUUUCUGCAACCCCUCUCUGCCGCAAACCCUCUCUACCCGCAAACCUCUGCCAAUUGACUACGAGGAAGAGGAUGCGCACUGUAGCUUCCAUCGGUGCCCACAGUGAAGUUAAACUCCCUCUCCACCUCCUCCCCUCUUCUCUCCCGACGCAUCCUCUUCCUCGUCAUCUGUAACAACAGCGAACUCAAGGUCGAAGAAAGACCCCUCGUCAUCCGCUAUCGUUGUCCUCCUCCUUCUUGUUAUGAGCAUAGGACGAAGGCUACGAUGGUGGAGCCGGCGCCGGUCGGGUUAAAGGCAGGGGAAGAGGCCUCGCCCCUUCGCUGUCUUCCUCUUCCCCGACGUCAGGGAUCUCUCCCUCUUCUCCACCGAGGGGGUUCCCUUGUCCUCCGUCCACCUCGUCGUGUUCGACGACACAUGGAGGCAAGCCAAGAAGAUGGUGGCAGCGAGCGCGUCGUUCCUCGAGUGAUUUGUUGUUAGGGUUUCACUAGGAAAAUGUGAUCGACUGGUGGAGAGACCGAGCACGUUCGAAUCAGAGCUGAUGCUUAGGGGUUGUGUGAGCACAAUGGAGGUAGUGGUGAGCAUGUUGUGAGUGAUGGAGCCGAGUGGAAAGGGGUGAAGGUGGAGGGCAUGUUGUUGUUGCUGAGAGCCAUGGUGGGCUUCCAGGCGCUCCACCUAAAGCCGACGAAGCCUCGCACCAAACUGAAGAAAAAGAAGGAAAUCAUUGUAGAAAUGUUGGCAGCUAGAAAGUCAAAUGAGAAGAAGGGAGCUGUCGAGGAACACAAUCUGGCAAAUCUCACUUGCAUAACAAAGACCUUGAGUGGUACUUCUUCUGUGCUAGAGAUAGAAAAUAUCCUAAUGGCUCUAGAGCAAAUCGCACAACUGGAAAUGGCUACUGGAAAGGAUAAAGAUGUUGUUCACAACUCUUCUACUAUUGGGAUGAGGAAAUCUUUGGUUUUUCAUGUAGAAAAGCUUCCAAAAGGCAGCAGAACUGACUGGAUGAUGUAUGAGUACAGACAAGAAAGCAAGGAGCUGGUUGAUGCUGGAUUCUUUUAGGAUGCAUAUGUUGUCUGCAAAAUCUUCCAGAAAAGUGGUUCAGGUCCUAAAAUUGGGGAGCAAUAUGGUUGCACCUUUUAACGAAGAGGAUUAUGAUGAUGACACAACUACUGAAGAUUUUUUUCCUCUUGGUCCAGAAUCCUUAGAUUGUCAGACUACUUUGUUCAAUCCUAUCACUGAGCAAGCUAUGACCUCUGCUGUCAUUGAGACAUCUUCCAACCAUGAUCUUCUUGAAUUUGAUGGAAUAUUGCUGGAUGAAUUUUUAGAGUUUCUUAAUAACUCUCCACCUAGAGAGAAUGCUCAUCAUGAGGUCCCUAAUUCAGUUGUUCCCAAUAAAACUGUGAAUGAAACCUCUUCCAUAGAUCUUGAGGAAAUCUCUACUGAAUUAGAAAAUAUAUAUUCUCAUGAGCCGAAUUCUAACAACAAGGUGUCUGGAGACAAGCUCGAGGGAACUGCUUUAUCUUCUAUGCUAUUAGAACUUGAAAAUGACUAGUAUCAGAGCUCACUGAUUUUUGGUUUACCGAGGAUAACAGUCCAUAUCAAUCUACCAUGCUGAUUGAUGCAUUAACUUCCAUGAAUAAUAAUCUGGUUCCCAUGCCUGAUUCAGUCCCUUGCUUUUCUAAUGAUGGCAGUACUUCAAUGCAUUAUGCUUCUUAUGCAGGAGCUGAAAUUACCAAUGUACAACCUACAAUUACUGUACAGACAGAAGAUGUUGGAAGAUUUGCCUAUCACCCAGAUGCUCUUGAAUUUGAAUCUCUUCUAGCCAGUUUCACCAACCCUUUUCUUUGAUACCAUGUCAGAUAGACAGAUUAAGAUUUUCCAGAACUCUUGAAGAAUAAACUGCUCAGAUACCUCUGCUGAAAUCGAGUUGGCCUUCUUGAUUCUCAACCUAAAUCUACACUCUACAUGGCAAAAUUUGGUUCAUUGAAAUGUAUUCAAGUUUUCAUGCUGGUCGUAUGCCUUCUAUGCUUGUUGUAUAGCCAAGUAAGAAUCCUUGAAAGAUGCCACUGUGUAAAGCAACUUGAUAUUGCAACCGGAGUAUUGGAUGUGCUCCUUACCAGAAAAUAUGAUAUCCAGAUGAAAGCUUCCGUUGCCCUAUAGAUUCAUCUAAAUAUUGUACCACCUACGCGCAACAGGAUCACAACCAAACAUAGACGAUCUUAUCUGUUGCUAAGUCUAUUGGCUCAGCAUGCACACUACACCUUUCAUAACUGAUCAGUCCUAGGGUUCUUUACUACUAUACACCAUUAGUUUCUACACUUGCCUGGCAAGAGAACCAAUAGAUGAAAUGUCAACUUAUGUAUUGAUCUAUAAUCGAAUUCUAAAAUAAUAUAUUUAUCUCUUGAUUAGCUCAAAAAACAAAAGAUGGAAGUCUUGAGAAUGAUAUGAACACUUGUGGCCAGUGGAACACGGUUGGAUGCAUAUUAGAUUAAAAUAGUGUUAGAACAUUAUUGAUAGUGAAA
Messenger RNA from Zingiber officinale, 2539 nucleotides. RefSeq lists its product as uncharacterized. Bases 651 to 1076 code for a protein of 141 amino acids. The transcript has 2 exons. Gene Ontology annotation, biological process: regulation of DNA-templated transcription. The record is from RefSeq and is a predicted model, not a curated record. NCBI's taxonomy places the organism in Eukaryota, Viridiplantae, Streptophyta, Magnoliopsida, Zingiberales, Zingiberaceae. Gene Ontology annotation, molecular function: DNA binding.